Ilex paraguariensis (yerba mate) is the source of this 164-nucleotide messenger RNA. The record is from the annotation of a GenBank genome assembly. Lineage: Eukaryota; Viridiplantae; Streptophyta; Magnoliopsida; Aquifoliales; Aquifoliaceae.
AUGGAGAUGAAGAUGCGGACUUCGAAGACUAGGAAGACCUCCAUGGCAGGACUGCAUGAGAGAUCAAAUGAGGGCCUCCACUUGACAAGUCCUGGCGAAGCCAAGGACGACACCAUCCAACCUUUAUGGUGGAGCCAUCUACAGAGGCGAUGCCUCAAGUUGAG